Molecule: messenger RNA, 821 nt
Organism: Eruca vesicaria subsp. sativa (arugula)
Lineage: Eukaryota; Viridiplantae; Streptophyta; Magnoliopsida; Brassicales; Brassicaceae
Source: the annotation of a GenBank genome assembly
GAAUAUCUACAGAUCUCUGCCUCCAUCCUAAAGCUCUGACUUCCUCCAUAACCUACAAAUCAGGUUUAAGCAAUCGAAAGAUGUCUUCUUUGAGAGUUGGGUAUGCUCAGAACAAGAGAUUUAGCUGCAGUUUAUCCAACGCAGAGAAUGUAUCACCACUUUCUAAGGAUGAUGGAAGAGGAAAGGAUAAAGCUUUGGUUAAGAUGUGUGGUAUCACAUCAGCGCGAGAUGCAGCUAUGGCUGUUGAAGCUGGUGCUGAUUUCAUCGGGAUGAUCAUUUGGCCGCAUUCGAAACGCUCCAUUUCUCUUUCUGUUGCUAAAGAUAUCUCCAGAGUGGCGAGAGAAGGUGGUGCUAAACCUGUUGGUGUUUUUGUUGAGGAUGAUGAGGGGACGAUACUUAGAGCAGCUGAUGAAGCAGACCUUGAACUUGUCCAGCUUCAUGGUAAUGGCUCACGUGCUGCUUUCGCGGGGUUAGUGCGGCAAAGGAGAGUCAUAUAUGUCCUUAAUGCUAGUGAGGAUGGAAAGCUCCUGAAUGAAGUUCCUGAGGAUUGUCAUCUUGCUGAUUGGAUUCUUGUGGAUAGUGCAACGGGUGGGAGUGGAAAAGGAUUUAACUGGGCUCAGUUCAAGUUACCUUCUAUCAAAAGCAGGCAUGGGUGGCUCUUAGCUGGAGGAAUUAAUCCCACAAACGUUUCAGAAGCUCUUUCUAUCCUUCAACCUGAUGGAAUUGAUGUUAGCAGUGGUAUUUGCGGUCCUGACGGCAUCCAGAAGGAUCAGUCUAAGAUAAGUUCCUUCAUUACUGCUGUUCACUCUGUGCAGUAUUAG